AGACGGAGAUGGAGAUGGAGAUGAAGUGAAAAUAUUUAUAAUUUUGGUGGUGAAGCUCAACUUUAACCAUGAUUUGUUAAUCUGUGAGUUACGCUUACGCAAUCAAGGAUCUGAGAAUUCAUCUUUCAGGAUUAAUCUGUGAGUUACGGUUACGCAAUUAAGGAUCUGAGAACUCAUCUUUCCUGAAUCCUGAAAGGCGAAAACUGAUCACACUCGCCAUUUCCGGCCGUCCAGGAAGCCAUGACCGACGCCGCCGAGCCGCAACCGUCGACGCCGUCCGCCUCUUCUUCACCAAUUUACAUCCGCCCAAGACGUGAGCCCUUCGAGCACGGCCUUCUCCCCAUUCCGAAGCUCAUCUUCACCGACGGCACCCAAACACUGGGCCCCAUCAAGGACAAGCUCUUGUCCCUCGCUUCCCCCUCUGACCGUCGCGUCCAAUCGCAACACAUUUCCGAUGUCCUCCAGAUCUCGCCUCAGCACGCCCACCUCCUCCUCGACACUGUCGCUGCCGUCCUGCAGUCCGAUGAGGACCCCAUCGUCACCGCCACGCCCUCUGAGAUUGAAUCCGUAGGCGUCAACGUCUUCGAUUUGGUGGUGUUUUUGUACAUCCAGAGUUACAAGAGGUUGUUUCCCAGGGGGUAUAAGGACUCCGCCGCUGUAGCCGAUGUUUGGCCUUCCACUUCGGCUUUCGAUGGCUUCUUAUCUGCCCUAUCGCCGAUGCAACUAGUGCGCAGCAAUAGUCGUAGGUUCAUGCCAUCACAGUCUGAUGAAGAGGCUCAUCAAUUAUCCUACUUACAGAAACACUUGGGCAACAUUCUCUCUUUGUUGGCAGACCCAAUUGAAGGAGAGGCAGAAGAAUCAUUGGUGUUAUCAAUGGAGAAAUUUGAGCAUCUUGGGUACCUUCUCUAUUUUGGGGAAAAAGGAUCUGAGAAAAUUCCACUGAGCCAGAUUGCUCCAUUUUUUGCAAAUUCAGAUCCCAACAUGCCCGCUGCUCCAGUUCCAGCUGCCCUUGUUCAUGACUGGCUUCUUCAAAAUAUUGCUUCUGCUUUGGAACGGAUAACUGACAAAGCAUCUGUCAAGGAAAAUGGACCAACCAAUGCCUCAGAUCAGGAUAUUUCAAUGGCUGAUGUGUGUAUGAGUCCAGCAAAGGCAUCUCUAGGUUCUCGAGGUCCAAGCUAUAUCGAGGGGAUCUCUAAAUCAUCAUAUGUAAGACAUGCAAAUGAUCUGAAUGGCUCAUCUGUAAAAGUUAUUAAUUGCAAUGAAUCAGCUAUUUAUAUACUAGCACCUUUGAGAUAUGCAACAGUCUAUGGGUGCUCGGAUGCAACUAUCUUUCUUGGAGCUGUUGGCAAGGCUGUCAGAAUUGAGCACUGUGAACGUGUGCAUGUUAUUGUGGCGGCAAAACGUAUCUGUAUUGCCAAUUGUCGUGAAUGUGUAUUUUUCUUGGGAGUAAACCAACAGCCCCUUCUUGUCGGUGAUAACCAUAAAUUGCAGGUGGUUCCAUAUAACACAUUUUACUCACAAUUGGAAGAGCACUUGAACCAAGUUGGUAUUAACCCUACCAUUAACAAAUGGGAUGAACCUGUGACACUUGGAGUGGUUGAUCCACACGAUUCGAUAUCACAUCCUGCUGGUGUCUCUGAUGUCCAAACUGAAUCUGCUACCCAUUUAGACCCUGAUCAAUUCACUAACUUUUUGAUUCCUAACUGGAUUGAGUCUGAACCAUCUGGGACAACAAAAGACAACCCUUUUCCGCUGCCUGAUGCAUACAUGGCUUCUCAGCAGAGAAAUCACAAGAACUUGGAUGAGAUUAAGCAGAGUUUGAGGGAAAUUGAGGCUGAAGACAACCGGAAACGAGAAUUAGCCAAUGCUCUGCAUGCAUGCUUUAAAGAGUGGUUAUAUGCUUCAGGAAAUAUCCGGCAACUAUACUGCCUACAAGGAGAGUAGAAAUUGUGUGGUGAUGAUCUGGCAUGGCAUGACCGGAGGGAAGGUUUUUCGAAUUCAACUCUUAACUUCCAUUUUCAGAUUUUGCCAUUUUUGGUGGAGUGGAAGGUAGCAUAGGGAGGGUGUGUGUGCUACACAACACUAGGAAACUAGUUCAUCUUCAUCCCAUUAUAAGUUGUGCAGAUUAAUAUUAAGAUAAAAUCUGCCAACUCAGUUCUUUUUAAGUGUAUUCUUUCAUUUCAUAUAUAUUGUAUAAAUCCAAGACCAAUUUGGUUCAGUUGAAAAUUUUCUACUACAAAGAUAUGAUUAUAUUGUGGUGGAAUAUCAUUUUGGAUCUUUGAAGAAA
Molecule: messenger RNA, 2287 nt
Organism: Ipomoea triloba (trilobed morning glory)
Lineage: Eukaryota; Viridiplantae; Streptophyta; Magnoliopsida; Solanales; Convolvulaceae
Product: TBCC domain-containing protein 1-like
Exons: 9
Coding region: 241-1944 (567 amino acids)
Source: RefSeq, a predicted model, not a curated record